This is a messenger RNA of Symbiodinium natans, 1062 nucleotides long. The record is from the annotation of a GenBank genome assembly. NCBI's taxonomy places the organism in Eukaryota, Dinophyceae, Suessiales, Symbiodiniaceae.
AUGCAGCCGUCCGUGCCUGCCCCUUGCAGGGUCCUGAAAGGUGUGCACAGUGUGAUUCCUUCCCACCUGCCGUGGGCUUCGCCUCGGCACAUCAGGUGGCAGGCUGAUCAGCGGGCCACUAAGGUAUUGGUACCAGCCCUCCUUACAGUUACAGCCCGCCUUCUCUCGCAACAUCCAGGCAGAGCCUGGCGAAGGUCUGCCUUGCGGGCCAUCAGUCGGAAGAGCGGUCAGGAUGAGCUCCCACACGGUGGGCCGACAGUCGUCAUCUCCGGAGCAAGCCAAGGCACGGGCAGGGCCUUGGCGCUAAAGUUUGCGCAAGAUGGCUUCAACGUGGUGCUGGCAGCUAGGGAUCCAGAGAAUUUGCUGGAAGCCGAACGUCUGUGCCAGGAAACCCUGAAGCCGGGCAGACUCGCCAUGGCUGUUCCCUGCGACAUCACAUCCCCAGAGUCUGUGCAGCUUCUGUGUGACAGCGUGGCGGAGCGCUUCACUGAUCUGCGUGUGGUGGUUUGCAACGCAGGAGUGUGCAUGACGGGAGAGUUUGCGGACACGUCACUUGAGGACUUCCAAUCCCAGAUGAAUGUCAAUUUUCUGGGGCAUGUUGCGACCGUUCGGGCAUUCCUGCCGCUGCUCCUUCAGCACAAUGGGUCGUCCAACCCUGCUCCCACAGUUUGCUUCGUAAACAGCUUUGGUGCUCGGGUGCCUUUGCCGGGAAUGACUGCUUAUUGUGCAGCCAAGUAUGCCUUGCAGGGCUUCGCGGACUCGCUUCGGCUCGAGCUGACCUCGAAGGGAGUGCACGUGGCCACAGUGCACCCCGGAGUCAUAAGGAGCGACUUCCGCACCCGUGCGCAGUGGCGGGGCUCAGCCGCAGGCAGCCGAAGGUCUAUGAUGAACACGCUGUUGGACGGUCAGUCUCCUGUGUCCGGGGUGACCCAGUCGGUGGAGGAGGUUGCUGAGGCUGCCUUCGAAGCUGUCAAGACACGGCAGAACGAGGUUGUGGUGGGCUUGCCCUUCCGCACCAUGCUGGCCGCGUACGGCUUCGGCAAGGCACUGGGCAUCGCCUAA